AUGAACGGUUCAGACAGUGAAGCCUCCCACUCCAAUGUACGAACAACUAUAUCAGUGGCACCACGACCUGUGCAGCCCACAGUGAACCACGUGGAAUAUGAAAAGCUGGGAACACAAGCCAUGGACGCAAGAAGCAUUACCCAGAAUGCAUCUGUUAGAGUUCUAACAGAGGAUGAUCGAUCAUUAGUUGCUGCCACUUCCGUGACUAACAGAAGAGGGGAAGCUCAGCUCAGCUGGCUCCUGAGGUUCCCCUCAUUCUUCAAAACUCCAAACACAGUGACAGCAUCACAGUGGAGUUCGGUGUGGUGUCUGGAGCCACCAGCUACAUCAUCCGGGCAGAGAACGGGCUCAUCUGGGCUUUUCUCUGAAAGCCUGGUGGACACUUCCCCCGGGACAGUGGUCGGUCUGCUGCCUUACACCCAAUUCACACUCAGCGUGAUGUCCGUCAACACUGGGGGAAGGAUGUUGGUAGCCCCAGAUCUGAUUUCCAGCUCCCCCAGCAGUGACACCAUUGUGAUAGACUGGGAUCCAGUGGACCAAGCUGUGCUAUACAGCCUGGUCAUGACCCUGGUAGACAACCUCCAGCAAGCCACUUCAUACAGCUGUUACGUUUAUUCCUCCAAUCCUGCAGGACUCGGUGCCAAGAGCCUUGUCAAAACCAUCAGAACGUUGGUGCAGCCACCGAAUAACGUGGCCGUGACAGAGUUAACUCAGGGCAUGGCUCGCGUAACAUGGAACAGUGUUUCAGGCGUUCUGCUCUACCAGAUGUCAGUGACAGCCAAUAACAAGCCGGGAUUUCCCCCGGUUCUUAAGAACGUCACUGGUACCGCUAUGAAUAUCUCAAACCUGGAGCCGUGUACAACAUACACAAUAGGGGUUGCAUCCAUCAACAUGUUCCUGGAACCAGGAGAGUCCACCAACUUCACCUUCUUAACUUCCACCAUUUCAACAGUUUCCUCCAUCUCUGUGGAGUACAGCUGUCUUACUUCUACAGCAAUAGUCAGGUGGGGUGUGGUUUUUGGUGCCACAUUGUACCGCGCCGUCAUUACAGAUGGUCAAGGCCGGUCGUUCAACUGCACUUCCACGAACACUACCUGCCAGUUCUUGAUGCUGGUCUGUGGAGAACGAUACACUGUACGGAUUACAGCCAUUGGUAAUUGUGAAAGCACUUCUGAUGGCACCUACGUCUUUGAGACAGCACCCUGCCCACCCAAAGCCCCACAGCUGUACCGUGAGUGUUCGACUAAUGUCAUCUUGUUCUCGUGGGAUUCCACCAACAACACGGCUUAUUACUUCGCCAUAGCUGUGGACUCAGACCAACUGGUAACUGAAUGCCUCACUGUGGACACCUCCUGUUUUUUCACCGACACCGUCUGUGGUAAAACCUACAGCUUCUAUGUCAGAUCCAUCUACACCGGAGGACUAGACUGCAACACUGGAUACACAGAUGGUGUGGUAAUCAAAACGGCCCCAUGUUUACCGCAGAACAUUUACACAACAGCAAACUGUGCUAGCAUCAGCAGUGCCGUCAUUACUUGGCAUGAGGCCGCAGGAGCCAAGACCUACAUUGUGGAGGCCCGCGGCAAUCGUAAAGAUUUCUACAACUGUUCGUCUGCAAACACAAGUUGCACGCUAACAGAUCUGGAAUGCGGAGAGAGCCUGAGCGUGUGGAUUGUUGCCACAAAUGGUGACUGUACUACUGAUCCUGUGCUGGGAGAGGUGGCAGAGACAGUUCCAUGCAUACCUCAGAACGUGUCCGCUGUGAAGACUUGUAGUUCAGAGUCUGCCUCUCUCACAUGGAACAAUGCCAAUGGUGCCGUCUUGUACAUUGGAACAGCAACGCACAUAGACGGUACAGUUCACACCUGCGCUGCCAUGGCGCCAGAGUGCACAUUCCCAAACCUGCGAUGUGGCGAGACAUAUGAUGUGAAAGUCAAAGCAACUAACCUGCAAUGCAACAGUUCUGAGAGUCAACAUGUCACCCUGCAGACGGCUCCAUGUGCUCCAGUCAGAGUGGGGGUCACUAGAGACUGUGCAGCGAAUCACGUGAUAGCAAGCUGGCAGGCCCUUCAGGCUGGGAGUCUGUACAUGGCAGUACUGCAGGAUGAACAUGGACCCACAGUUAACUGCAGCACCAGCUCUAACAACUGCACAUUCACAGACCUGCUCUGUGGAAUGAACUACAACCUCACAGUCACAAGGAAUGAUGGUCAAUGCAGGAGUCUGCCAUCCUCAUCCAUUCAGAUACAGUCAGCUCCCUGUGACCCUCAAAACAUCACAACUGUGCUCCAGUGUGACACCAACACAGCCAACGUGGCAUGGGCUGUCAGCGCAGGAGCUAAUGGGUACACAGCAAUUGCAACAGACAGGCAGCAGCAACGUUUAGCUUCUUGUCACUCUAUGGGAACUUCCUGUCAGCUGACCUCUCUGCCGUGUGGGAUGAGACUAAAUGUGACUGUCCAAGCUGAUGGCACCACCUGCAACAGCAGCUCUCAACCUAAAGCUGUAGUGGAAACAGGUGACAGCUCAUGUUAA
This is a messenger RNA of Carassius gibelio (silver crucian carp), 2535 nucleotides long. Its product is annotated as fibronectin type III domain-containing protein 7-like. The record is from RefSeq and is a predicted model, not a curated record. Gene Ontology annotation, molecular function: protein binding. Lineage: Eukaryota; Metazoa; Chordata; Actinopteri; Cypriniformes; Cyprinidae. The transcript is spliced from 11 exons. The coding region runs from base 1 to 2535 and encodes 844 amino acids.